AUCACCAUCCUCCCUCAAAGCUAGGUACUCCACGUUUUAGAGUCAGCCCUCGGGAAGCCCCAGCCAUGGCGCAACAGCAGCCACCAGCAACUGCCAGGACCGUCAACGGCUUACCUCCCCAAUGGCGCCGCUGGUUCGACUAUCGCCUCGCCUCACUCCGCGCGCAUUCCCUUCUCCGCCGCCUCCGCCCCAUUCACCUCAUCCCCGCGCCCAUCCCACUGAAUCCCCCCCGCACCUCGGCGGAAGAUUUUGCGCAGCGGGAGGAAUGGGUAUUUGGCGCGCGGAAUGAGGGGAAUGGGGGAAAACCGCGCGGGGGGGAGGUUCUGGGGCAGAUGUCUUCCUCCUCCGCGGGUGAAACGGAGGAAGCGGAAGAGGGUUCCGCCAGGGCGGCAUGGUGGGAUGUGGCUGCUGUGGAGGUGCUUAUAUCGGAAGAGGCGUUCCAGCGGUGGCUGGAGGAACCAGCGGGGGAAGAAGGGCAACUUCUCCCCUCGCCACUGUUCCCAAUACCCUCAAUACAAUCACAAUCACUAACACUAACCCCGUCCCCGCCACCACCAACAGCAGCACCUGCCGAAUCUCCGGAAACAUCCAACCUUGUAUCACCCGCGUUCUCCUCCCUCUCACCCCCCCCCUCCUCCUCCUCCUCUCAUCCUUCUCCUUCCCCCUCGCACUCGCUUCACCCGCCCUCCGCCUCCAAUCCCCCCGCGUCCCGCCGUCUUGUGCUCUUCUCCGCCAACGACUACCUCGGUCUCGCCUCCCACCCCCGCGUCCGCGCUGCUGCCGCCAAGGCGGCGUGGGAGCAGGGCAUGGGUCCGCGGGCCUCAGCGCUAGUGACGGGGCACACGGCUGGGCACCAAGGGCUGGAGGGGGAUAUUGCGCGGCUCAAGGGCACACAGGCGUGCCUGCUCUGUCCGACAGGCUUUGCUGCCAACCUCGCAGUUCUCGCCUCUCUAGCCCCAGUGGCACGCUCCAGGAGCAGUAACAGUCCUGUGGCUGGGAGAAACCAAAGCAGCAGCAGCAGCAGCGGUGGCGACGGUGGUGAUAGCACAGACAGCACUGGGGGAAUCAGGAGUAUGGGAAGCACUAGCAACACUGUUGGUAGUGGUAGCAGUGGUAGCAGUGGUAGCAGGAGCAUGAGCCAUGUGUGGGGACAAAAGGCGGUGGUAGAGAGCAGUGCAGAGGAGAAUGUGGAGAGAGCUGGUGGUUCAGAAGACUCCUUGGCGGUGUUUUCAGAUGAGCUCAACCAUGCGUCCAUCAUUGACGCCCUGAGGCUGCUUGUGCGCGAAGGGAGCGGUGCAGUGGAGGGGCGUGCUGCUGCUGGUGCUGCUGCUGCUGUGGUGCUGCAUGUGUAUCGGCACAA
Molecule: messenger RNA, 1360 nt
Organism: Closterium sp. NIES-67
Lineage: Eukaryota; Viridiplantae; Streptophyta; Zygnematophyceae; Desmidiales; Closteriaceae
Source: the annotation of a GenBank genome assembly